This is a messenger RNA of [Candida] anglica, 3766 nucleotides long. NCBI's taxonomy places the organism in Eukaryota, Fungi, Ascomycota, Pichiomycetes, Serinales, Debaryomycetaceae. The record is from the annotation of a GenBank genome assembly.
AACUUUACUUAGAUCCAUUCGAAUUGUUUGACUUGACAUUGGUAUAUUGUCCUUUAUUUCUAAUUUACAUUCCAUUGGAUAUACCUGUAUACAUUGGGCGUCUCAGAUAACAAUUGAUCAUCGACUUUCAUUCAAGGCGGUAUACUAAAUUCGUACUGUAAUCAAGCUGGUAUUACUUUGUAUAUUCAAUUCAUCAAGGUGAAAUAUCGACUUUCAAUUACUCAUCAAAAGGUUACCUUGUUGGAAAAGUCAAUAUUAAUACUUCCUGAAUCUAUACCUAGACAUUCCUUUCAUUGCUUCCACCUGACAUCGUUGUCAUUAAAUCAUCAUGCUGAGCAGAAGUCUGAACAUGUUCAACUCGUCAAAUCCUUCGCCACCUUCGAUUUCUCUAACCCCAGCUACAACUCAAAAUCGAAGUAGAUCAGGAACCCUACCCACUUCAUAUUAUGCCAAUCAUUCAAAUAAUUUUCAACCAAAUUCUUCUCCAUUGAUUAGUUCCCUUGACCCAUUGGGUCUUCCAACUAUGGAUCAAAUAUCAUUGGGACUUUCUCCAAAUGUCAAUGCAGUUGAUAUUCCUACCAAUACCUCAACUCGUCGUAUGAGGUCAGGCUCUUUAUUCUCUACGAGCUCAAUUUGGAACGAUGAUGCAAUUCCCGCAUCUCCCGGUUUACUUGAUAAUUCCAGUAUCCAUUCUGCAUCUAGUGGCUCCUUUUUAAGUCCACGACUUACUGCUCAACCUCUGACUAAUCCUGUUACGUCAGCUAUCCCUAAUAUGUCAUCAAACUCUACAAAUGGUACUAAUGGAUCAACAACAACUUCUACUGCACCUCCAAAUAAUGCUCCUAGAAAUAGAUCUUAUACUACUACAGGAGCAGUAUCUAAUAUUCUUCCUAAUGGAAAUUAUACCAUGGAUCUGGUAGCAGCUGGUAGACUACUCCCAACCUCUGGUAUGACCCCUUCCGGUCCUCUGCAUGAUUUAACUUUGGACAGUUUAUUAAAUAAUUUGAAUGUGAAUGGCUCUGCUCCAAGACAUAGAUCUCAGACAUUUUCAGGAUCAACUCCAAAUAUGUCAGAAGCAACAUUGCAUUUGGGACCUAACCCCAAUCUCAAUGAUUCAACUCAAGCUGGGCAUUCUUUCCUUGGACAAAACAAUAUACUUGGACAGUCCAACAAUUCACUUCAAUCUCAUUUAAUGCAACAACAGCUGCAGCAUCAACAGCAACAUCAAUCUCAGAUACAGACUCAAAUGGGUCAGCAAACUCAGCCUCAACCUCAACACCCACUGUUACUUUUACUGUCUCAACAAAUGAAUGAUCAACUUCCAUACUUGCAAGAUGAUUUUGAUAUUUCUAAAGUUUCCAUAACUACCAACUUUGAAAAUCCAAACUUGGCACCAACAAGAUUUGUACUUUUCGAUAAUCUCCCUCAUUUCGUUGAUGCAUUGAAAAUGUGGUCUAUCUUAUCAAGUUCUAUUGGAAGUCAUAGAGUGAUCGUGAACAUUAGAAGCAUUCGUGUUGCCAGUCUUAAUACUUCCAAAAUUGCAUUGGUGGAAUGUGUGAGUGUUGACGUUGCUAUGAAUGUAAAGGCCAGUUUUAAUCAUAUGGAACUUAUUCCUGGGAUUGUUAUUUAUGUUGCAUUUGCUAAAUUUGAAUUAAAUGAGCCAGUUGUUUCAAAUAUGACUUCAACGGCUGCGUCGGGUGUUUUGAGUACGUCUCCACAUAAUGCAUCAACAUCUGGUGCCACUGGCGUUUCUAAUACUGCCAGUACUAAAAGUUCCUCUACUAAUGGUAGACAACAAUCUUCUGAAGUAUGUAAACCUUGUCCAACAGAUAUUGUUGCAAUUGAAGAAUCACUUUUAAAUUCAAUUCAACAAUUAUCUACAUCAAGUGAUAAAAAGGUUGAUUUACAAAAAAUUGUUUCUUUAAUUAAGAAAUCUAUUGCAUACUCAAAUGAUAAUUAUCAAGAUAAUUUCGGUCCUCUUCCAGAUCCAAUUCCAAUUCGUCAAUUUGACUCUCCUAAGUUAAGAGAUUUAAGAAAAGUUUUAGAACAUGAAGAGCUGUCAUCUUCAGCUGGACAUUCCUCAUCGUCUGAGGAUGAAGGGUCCCAUCAAAAGAUUAUGACACAAUUAGAAUUGGAAGAAUUAUGCUUAGCAAUGUUGGAUGAAUUGCCAGAACUUUGUUAUGAUUAUCUUGGGAAUACUAUUAUUCAAAAGAUCUUCUGCGUAGUUGAAUCUCCAUUAAUUAAGUUAAUGAUGGUAAAGGAAAUCACUCCAUACUUGACCCAACUUGGAAUUCAUAAGAAUGGUACUUGGGCCAUUCAAAAAAUCAUUAGCUUGUGUCAAAAUGAUUACCAACAAAAAUACUUGAUUGCUGCUAGUUUGAAGCCAUAUGCUGUUAAGUUAUUUAAUGAUCAAUUUGGUAACUAUGUACUUCAAGGGUGUCUUAAAUUUGGAACACCAUUUAAUGACUUCAUUUUUGAAACGGUAUUGGAUAAUUUUUUGGAAAUCAGUUUUGGUAGAUUUGGUGCUAGAUCAAUUAGAACAAUUCUUGAAACUGCCAAUGAAAAUAACAUCGUCUCCAAAGAACAAAUAUUAUUAGUUGCAGGUCUCAUUGUUCAAUAUGCAAAUGAAUUGGUAGUGAACAGUAAUGGUUCAUUAUUAAUUACAUGGUUUUUGGAUACCUAUAAUAGUAACAGUAGUUCCGAUGAUAGAUUCAAGUUAUUAUCAGCAAAGUUAUUACCAAACUUGGAACAAUUAUGUUGUCAUAAAUUGGCUAAUUUAACCAUUUUGAAAAUUUUGAAUAAUAGAAUGGAUUAUUUCCUGAAACAAUUAAUUAUGGAUGAAAUAUUUGGAAGAUUUAAUGAAUUUGAUGAGGAAUUAUCGCCUGUCCCAUCUGUUUUACUUGAAAGAAUCUUAUCUGAAAACCUGGAAAAUUCAGCUGGUCCAGUGUUCAUUUAUAAGAUACUUUCAAACCCAACUUUACUUACAAUUGGCGAAGAAAGAGAAACUAGUGGGGUUAGAAAUACCAAAUAUCUGAACUUUGUACUUCUGCAAAUUAGAAGAAUUUUAUUAGAAUUGAAUAUUAGUAAUGUUCAACCGUACAAGAAGUUGAUGGAUGAAGUUGGAUUGUCAAAUACAAGAUUGAAUCGUUCUGCUUCACUCAACGGUAAUCGGAGAUCUAAGAGAGGUGGUCGUAAUAACAAUCGGUCUAAUCACAAUGGAAAUCUGGGUGGGAACCAACAAUAUGGACACCAGCAGCAGCAACAAGUGCAACUGCAACAACAGCAGCCACAGCAACAUCAAUAUGUUGAUCAACAUCAUGUGCAACGCCAACAUCAACAAAGUCAGCCUCAACUGCACCAGCAAUACUCAGUUGCUCCACAGUUGUCAAACCAAUACCAGCAUCAAUAUCAAAUGUUGAUGGCUCAACAAUUGAGUGGUUCUGGACAAGUACCAACUCAAAUGCAAGGUCAAGAUUUCUAUCUGCAACAACAAGAUCAAGCAGUAAUGCAACAAUUGGAGCAACUUUCUUUGAGUUCGGCUGCAAUGGGCUAUAAUUCAAACCCAGAUACACCAAAUAUCAAAUCAAGUCAAAGAACUCUGUUUCUCUAAUUGACCAAAAACUAUAAAAAAAAAAAAGAAAAAAACAUAAAAAGCUUACGAAACCCCUUCCCAUACCCCAUUUUUAUGAUCAUAAAAAUUGACAUUACUACAUUUACAAUUAAGGUGUAUAUAGAAUAAGUGUAAUGACAACAGUAUUUAAUAUAA